Messenger RNA from Malassezia globosa CBS 7966, 1176 nucleotides. RefSeq lists its product as uncharacterized. NCBI's taxonomy places the organism in Eukaryota, Fungi, Basidiomycota, Malasseziomycetes, Malasseziales, Malasseziaceae. The transcript has 3 exons. The coding region runs from base 1 to 1176 and encodes 391 amino acids. Gene Ontology annotation, cellular component: membrane-bounded organelle; cytoplasm. Gene Ontology annotation, biological process: N-acylethanolamine metabolic process; N-acylphosphatidylethanolamine metabolic process. Gene Ontology annotation, molecular function: N-acylphosphatidylethanolamine-specific phospholipase D activity. The record is from RefSeq and is a predicted model, not a curated record.
AUGGACGUGACGGGUGUGCUGCAGCGGCUCAUUGUACGUCCUUCUCGGACGAUUGGGUGGCUUGUAGGAGUGUGGGCAGGCGCUUGGUGCACCUACUAUGCGUUGCAAGAAAUCAAACGAGGACUCGUGCUUUCAUCAAGACGGAAAAAGUAUCCACUGAAGCAACGCAAAGGAGAAAGGCUGGUGUCGGAUAAGGAUUGGUACGGGGAAGCUGAUGAGGCGGAGCGUCAGAACAUAGUGGCACGCUUCGGCGUGAUGCGCUUUGCUGGGCGGUACUUGAAUGUGACGGCUGAGUGGCGCGAGCAAGGCGCUUGGGAAUGGAUUUGGUGGAAAGUUGUGCACUCUAUGAUAUGGAACCGUGGCUUUGGAUUUGACGGGGGCUUUACGCAUGAUCUCAAGAGUCCUGGAGGCCUUGCGCGCAUAGAAUCUAUUCUCCCGGUCGAGCCACUCGACAUUGGGAGAUUGUGGGGCCAAGAUACCAAUGAGCCAGCGGCUCCCCGCACAGGUGUAUCUUAUACAUGGCUUGGCACAAAGCACAUGCCUUAUCCAGUGACACGGUCUCACAAUCUUGACCGAUCCUGUCUUUGGAGAUCAGCCUGUGGCCAGUGUGUUGAGUCCAUGGCGUAUGCGGCCUAUGCCAUGCAAGCUGCGCGACUUGAAAAUGGCGUGUCAUGUGAGCGAGUGCACGAGCUGAGCUGGUGGGACGAAUGGCGACAGCCGUGCCAUGUGCGUGUACGUGGAGAAGCAGGGGCGACUAGUGAAGCGUCGACCGUUGAGAAGCGCGAGCUUGAGGUAGCAGCUGUGCCUGCGAGUCACUGGAGCGCACGCACGUUGUUGGACACGAAUCGGAGUCUAUGGAAUUCGUAUGCUGUACGGUGUGCAGCGCAAGACAAGCAAGCAGCUACACUCUUUUUCUGUGGCGAUUCUGGCUACAGCCCAUUGCUGUUUUCGUCGAUUGGUCGAAUGUAUGGACCGUUUGACGUCGCAUCCAUCCCGAUUGGCUCUUACGAGCCUAGGUGGCACCUGAGUUUGCAGCAUAUGGACCCGCACGGUGCUGUGUGUGUGGCGCGAGAUGUGGGCGCACGACAAAGUUUUGGAAUGCAUUGGGGCACUUGGUGUAUGAGUGAUGAGCGAUGGGAUGCGCCACCGCGUGAUUUGCCCGCAAGCGCUUGUUGA